AUUUAAUUAAUGGAGGAAUCAAAAUUAAGAAUUGCCAUCAUCAAUAAAGACAGAUGUAAACCUUAACGUUGUGCUUUGGAAUGCAAGAAGAAUUGUCCAAUUAAUAAGAGUGAGAAAUUGUGUAUAGAAGUUACAAAGUAAAGUAAAUUAUGCACAAUCAAUGAAUCAUUGUGUAUUGGAUGUGCAAUUUGUGUUAAGAAAUGUCCAUUCAAAGCAAUCAUGAUUAUCAAUUUACCAAAAGAUUUAUCUAAAGAAUUAACUCAUUAAUAUGGAGCCAAUUCAUUCAAAUUACAUAGAUUACCAACACCUAGACCAGGAUAAGUAUUAGGAUUAGUUGGUACUAAUGGAAUAGGAAAAUCAACUGCAUUGUAAAUUCUAAGUGGAAAAGUGCAACCUAAUUUAGGUUUAUAUAAAGAACCUCCUACAUUUGAAUAGAUCUUAAAAUAUUUUAGAGGAAGUGAAUUACAAAGUUAUUUACAAAAAGUAUUUGAAGGAAAGGUGAAGGCUGUAAUAAAACCAUAAUAUGUUGAUUCAAUUGGUAAGGCAGUUAAAGGUAAAGUUGGAGAAGUUAUUAAAAAUAAGGAUAAAUUGAAUAGAGCAGAAUAAUUAUUAAAAGAUUUAGAAUUGUCUCAUUUAGUAGAUAGAGAAAUUGGUAUGUUGUCUGGAGGUGAAUUGUAAAGAUUUGCAAUAUUGAUGGCAUGUAUUUCAGAAAGUGAAUGUUUGAUGCUUGAUGAACCAACAUCUUAUUUAGAUAUUAAAUAAAGAGUGGUUGCAUCUAGAAUCAUAAGAAAUUAAGUAAGAGAUAACAAUUAUCUUAUUGUUGUAGAACAUGAUCUAUCCAUAUUAGAUUAUUUAUCAGAUUUUAUAUGUUGUUUAUAUGGAGAAUAAACAGCUUAUGGUAUAGUGACAAUGCCUUUUUCAGUUAGAGAAGGUAUUAAUAUAUUUUUGGCUGGAUUUGUACCAACUGAAAAUAUGAGAUUUAGAGAUUAUGAAUUAAGUUUCAAGAUUUCAGAUAAUUUAGAUAUGUUAGAGAAUCAGAAAUAAAAGAAAAAUUAUCAAUAUCCUGAUAUGAAAAAAGUAUAAGGAGAAUUUUCAUUGUAAGUAAAAGCAGGAGGUUUUAAUAAUUCAGAAAUUGUUGUUUUAUUAGGAGAAAAUGGAACUGGUAAAACUACAUUCAUUAAAAUGUUGGCUGGAAAAGAUAAAGAUGUUGUUGAUAUUCCAAAAUUAAGUGUCAGUUAUAAACCAUAAAUGAUUGCACCUACAUUUGAUGGAACAGUUUAAGAAUUAUUUAGAUCUAAAUUAUAAGAUAGUCAUAGAAAUCCAUAAUUUUAAACUGAUGUAUAUAAACCAUUGAGAAUUGAAGAUUUAGAAGAUAAUGAAGUUAAGAAAUUAUCAGGAGGUGAAUUAUAAAGAGUUGCUUUGAUUUUAGCAUUAGGUAAACCAGCUGAAGUUUAUUUAUUGGAUGAACCAUCUGCUUAUUUAGAUGCAGAAUAAAGAGUUGCUACAUCUAAAUUAAUUAAAAGAUUUAUAAUGAAUACAAAAAGAGCAGGUUUUGUUGUUGAACAUGAUUUUAUUAUGGCAACUUAUUUGGCAGAUAAGUAAUUACUUUAUUUAUAUUAAAAGAGUUGUAGUGUAUGAUGGUGUACCAGGAAAAGCAUGUGUUGCUAAUGCACCUGAAGAUUUAUUAACAGGAAUGAAUAAAUUUUUGAAUGUUCUUAAUAUAACAUUUAGAAGAGGUAUAAUAUCUAUUUUAUUAUUUUAUAGAUCCAANUUAGUUGGAACUAAUGGUAUUGGAAAAUCAACUGCAUUAUAAAUUCUAAGUGGAAAAGUGCAACCUAAUUUGGGUUUAUAUAAAGAGCCUCCUACAUUUGAAUAGAUCUUAAAGUAUUUUAGAGGAAGUGAAUUACAAAGUUAUUUACAAAAAGUAUUUGAAGGAAAGGUGAAGGCUGUAAUAAAACCAUAAUAUGUUGAUUCAAUUGGUAAGGCAGUUAAAGGUAAAGUUGGAGAAGUUAUUAAAAAUAAGGAUAAAUUGAAUAGAGCAGAAUAAUUAUUAAAAGAUUUAGAAUUGUCUCAUUUAGUAGAUAGAGAAAUUGGUAUGUUAUCUGGAGGUGAAUUGUAAAGAUUUGCAAUAUUAAUGGCAUGUAUUUCAGAAAGUGAAUGUUUGAUGCUUGAUGAACCAACAUCUUAUUUAGAUAUUAAAUAAAGAGUGGUUGCAUCUAGAAUCAUAAGAAAUUAAGUAAGAGAUAACAAUUAUCUUAUUGUUGUAGAACAUGAUCUAUCCAUAUUAGAUUAUUUAUCAGAUUUUAUAUGUUGUUUAUAUGGAGAAUAAACAGCUUAUGGUAUAGUGACAAUGCCUUUUUCAGUUAGAGAAGGUAUUAAUAUAUUUUUGGCUGGAUUUGUACCAACUGAAAAUAUGAGAUUUAGAGAUUAUGAAUUAAGUUUCAAGAUUUCAGAUAAUUUAGAUAUGUUAGAAAAUCAGAAAUAAAAGAAAAAUUAUCAAUAUCCUGAUAUGAAAAAAGUAUAAGGAGAAUUUUCAUUGUAAGUAAAAGCAGGAGGUUUUAAUAAUUCAGAAAUUGUUGUUUUAUUAGGAGAAAAUGGAACUGGUAAAACUACAUUCAUUAAAAUGUUGGCUGGAAAAGAUAAAGAUGUUGUUGAUAUUCCAAAAUUAAGUGUCAGUUAUAAACCAUAAAUGAUUGCACCUACAUUUGAUGGAACAGUUUAAGAAUUAUUUAGAUCUAAAUUAUAAGAUAGUCAUAGAAAUCCAUAAUUUUAAACUGAUGUAUAUAAACCAUUGAGAAUUGAAGAUUUAGAAGAUAAUGAAGUUAAGAAAUUAUCAGGAGGUGAAUUAUAAAGAGUUGCUUUGAUUUUAGCAUUAGGUAAACCAGCUGAAGUUUAUUUAUUGGAUGAACCAUCUGCUUAUUUAGAUGCAGAAUAAAGAGUUGCUACAUCUAAAUUAAUUAAAAGAUUUAUAAUGAAUACAAAAAGAGCAGGUUUUGUUGUUGAACAUGAUUUUAUUAUGGCAACUUAUUUGGCAGAUAAGUAAUUAUUUUAUUUAUAUUAAAAGAGUUGUAGUGUAUGAUGGUGUACCAGGAAAAGCAUGUGUUGCUAAUGCACCUGAAGAUUUAUUAACAGGAAUGAAUAAAUUUUUGAAUGUUCUUAAUAUAACAUUUAGAAGAGGUAUAAUAUCUAUUUUAUUAUUUUAUAGAUCCAANACUGCAUUAUAAAUUCUAAGUGGAAAAGUGCAACCUAAUUUGGGUUUAUAUAAAGAGCCUCCUACAUUUGAAUAGAUCUUAAAGUAUUUUAGAGGAAGUGAAUUACAAAGUUAUUUACAAAAAGUAUUUGAAGGAAAGGUGAAGGCUGUAAUAAAACCAUAAUAUGUUGAUUCAAUUGGUAAGGCAGUUAAAGGUAAAGUUGGAGAAGUUAUUAAAAAUAAGGAUAAAUUGAAUAGAGCAGAAUAAUUAUUAAAAGAUUUAGAAUUGUCUCAUUUAGUAGAUAGAGAAAUUGGUAUGUUAUCUGGAGGUGAAUUGUAAAGAUUUGCAAUAUUAAUGGCAUGUAUUUCAGAAAGUGAAUGUUUGAUGCUUGAUGAACCAACAUCUUAUUUAGAUAUUAAAUAAAGAGUGGUUGCAUCUAGAAUCAUAAGAAAUUAAGUAAGAGAUAACAAUUAUCUUAUUGUUGUAGAACAUGAUCUAUCCAUAUUAGAUUAUUUAUCAGAUUUUAUAUGUUGUUUAUAUGGAGAAUAAACAGCUUAUGGUAUAGUGACAAUGCCUUUUUCAGUUAGAGAAGGUAUUAAUAUAUUUUUGGCUGGAUUUGUACCAACUGAAAAUAUGAGAUUUAGAGAUUAUGAAUUAAGUUUCAAGAUUUCAGAUAAUUUAGAUAUGUUAGAAAAUCAGAAAUAAAAGAAAAAUUAUCAAUAUCCUGAUAUGAAAAAAGUAUAAGGAGAAUUUUCAUUGUAAGUAAAAGCAGGAGGUUUUAAUAAUUCAGAAAUUGUUGUUUUAUUAGGAGAAAAUGGAACUGGUAAAACUACAUUCAUUAAAAUGUUGGCUGGAAAAGAUAAAGAUGUUGUUGAUAUUCCAAAAUUAAGUGUCAGUUAUAAACCAUAAAUGAUUGCACCUACAUUUGAUGGAACAGUUUAAGAAUUAUUUAGAUCUAAAUUAUAAGAUAGUCAUAGAAAUCCAUAAUUUUAAACUGAUGUAUAUAAACCAUUGAGAAUUGAAGAUUUAGAAGAUAAUGAAGUUAAGAAAUUAUCAGGAGGUGAAUUAUAAAGAGUUGCUUUGAUUUUAGCAUUAGGUAAACCAGCUGAAGUUUAUUUAUUGGAUGAACCAUCUGCUUAUUUAGAUGCAGAAUAAAGAGUUGCUACAUCUAAAUUAAUUAAAAGAUUUAUAAUGAAUACAAAAAGAGCAGGUUUUGUUGUUGAACAUGAUUUUAUUAUGGCAACUUAUUUGGCAGAUAAGUAAUUAUUUUAUUUAUAUUAAAAGAGUUGUAGUGUAUGAUGGUGUACCAGGAAAAGCAUGUGUUGCUAAUGCACCUGAAGAUUUAUUAACAGGAAUGAAUAAAUUUUUGAAUGUUCUUAAUAUAACAUUUAGAAGAGGUAUAAUAUCUAUUUUAUUAUUUUAUAGAUCCAACUAAUUUUAGACCAAGAAUCAAUAAAAUGGAUUCUAUUUUGGAUAGAGAAUAGAAAUAAAGUGGUAACUAUUUCUGUUUAGAUGAAUGA
This is a messenger RNA of Paramecium primaurelia, 4711 nucleotides long. NCBI's taxonomy places the organism in Eukaryota, Ciliophora, Oligohymenophorea, Peniculida, Parameciidae. The record is from the annotation of a GenBank genome assembly.